Tripterygium wilfordii is the source of this 3838-nucleotide messenger RNA. RefSeq names its product respiratory burst oxidase homolog protein E-like. The transcript is spliced from 15 exons. Lineage: Eukaryota; Viridiplantae; Streptophyta; Magnoliopsida; Celastrales; Celastraceae. Gene Ontology annotation, molecular function: calcium ion binding; peroxidase activity; NAD(P)H oxidase H2O2-forming activity. The record is from RefSeq and is a predicted model, not a curated record. Gene Ontology annotation, cellular component: plasma membrane. The coding region runs from base 900 to 3641 and encodes 913 amino acids.
AACAAUAAACAAUUACAGUGCCUGGUCUAGAGAGGCAAGGUUGGUGUGAAUUAUCAAACCAUGACUUCCUAACUAAUAAUUCACGCAAAUAACGCCUGUAAAUUCUCAGGUCUAUCACUCUUUUAACGUCACUGUAAAUUGUAGAAGUGACAGAGAAGUUCAAAUUCUUCUUUUUUUUCCAUCACAGAACACAAUCUAACAUAAGCUAUCUAUGUUGGUGCAGUAGUACAGUACCACGCUAAGCAAAAAUUAGGUAGUCAAAUUGCUUUUAAAGAAAUGUAAAGAACACCACCUGGUAAAGUAAAAACAAGCUACCGAUUACUACCAAACUCAAGAACUAAUCGACGACAAUGAAGAAGAUGGGGUUGGAAUGCUAACUUAUUGCAGGUCACACACGACACCCUAAAAGUUCUUUGACCUCAUCAUAUAUAUAAAUAAGGAGCUUCUCCAUGGUUCCCUUGCUCAUUUCAAUCAUAACUUCGCUCUCAUUUUCUUACCUAUUGAUCCCUAAACUUGAAUAAAUAAAACAAGCAGCGAUUACAGCAGGAUCUGCCUCUAAGCGGCGUAAUCCUUUCCCUAGCUCUCCGCUCCUUAACCACCUCCAGCUCUGUUUUGUAGACCAGAAACAGGUGGUGCUUAAAGGGUAAAAAUCCCAACAACUGAAAGCAAGAUUGGGAGCAAGCGUUGAAUUCAUGUGGGCUGAUCUGUUGAGAGGUGUUUGUCUUGUUUUAAUCCUAAACCAUUUCUAGUCCCCAACCACAACAAGCGUGUCAACCAAGGCCGGUUCAUCUAUUCGUGUAUGUGUGUGUGAGGAACACUACUACACAGAAGAAUCACAAAACUAUUAAAAAUAGAGAUUAUAAUUGCAGAGAGAAGAGGCCAGAAUUGACCUGGAAAAAAUGAGAUUAUCGCCUGCAUUUGGAAGAAGCAACUCCAACUCGCCGAAUUACUGCCGCACAUUUGAAUUACCGGAUGACGACUCCGGAGCUAGCGACUGCGAGGUCGGCGGCGCAAUGUUACCGAUUUUUCUGGACGAUCUGAGAAGAAACAACCAGAAUGAUUUAGUUGAGGUUACGCUAGAGUUACAGGACGACUCUAUUGUAGUUCGCAGUGUGACUCCACCUACCGGAGAUGAAGUUUCAAGAGGUUUAGUGAGGAGCUUAUCGACGACGUCGAGAACUAUUCGCCGGAAAUUCGGAUGGCUUAGAUCGGGAUCGCCUCGAUCACCGUCGUCCGAUAUCGAGGCGAAUACAAUUUCUGCUCGCGAUGCGAGGAAAAUGAAAGCCAAGCUUCAACGAACAAAAUCUACCGCACAGAGAGCACUCAGAGGACUCAGGUUCAUCAGCAAGAACACUACUUCAGCAGAUGUAGAGGAAUUAUGGAGAAAAGUUGAAUCGCGGUUUGAUAGGCUCGCCAAAGACGAAUUGCUUACCAGAGAAGAUUUCGGUGAAUGUAUAGGCAUGGUGGACUCAAAGGAGUUCGCAGUGGGGAUUUUCGAUGCGCUCGCGAGACGAAGGCGGCAAAAGAUUUCAAAGAUAACGAAAGAAGAAUUGCGCGAGUUUUGGUUGCAAAUAUCGGAUCAAAGUUUCGAUGCGCGCCUUCAAAUUUUCUUUGACAUGGCAGACAGCAAUGAAGAUGGAAGAAUCACAAGAGAAGAAGUGCAAGAGCUUAUAAUGCUCAGUGCUUCUGCAAACAAGCUGUCCAAGCUCAAAGAACAAGCUGAAGAGUACGCUGCCUUAAUAAUGGAAGAACUAGAUCCUGAAAACCUUGGAUAUAUUGAGCUAUGGCAGUUGGAAACACUUCUACUACAAAGAGAUACAUACAUGAACUACAGCAGACCGCUUAGCACGGCAAGUAUAGGGUGGAGUCAGAAUCUGAGUUCAUUCAAGCCCAAGAGUAUGGUGAGGAAGGCCAGCUUUACCUUAUGGUGUCUAAUUUUAGAGAACUGGCAGAGGGGUUGGGUUUUAUUGCUCUGGUUUAUGGCGAUGGCUGGGCUCUUUGCCUGGAAAUUCAACCAAUACAGGAACAUGGCAGCGUUUGAGGUCAUGAGUUACUGUGUUUGUACUGCCAAAGGCGCUGCAGAGACUCUUAAACUCAAUAUGGCUCUGGUUCUGCUACCGGUUUGUCGAAACAUGUUGACGAGGCUUCGGUCCACAAGAGCAAGGUCAUUUGUUCCCUUUGAUGACAACAUUAAUUUUCACAAGAUGAUUGCUUGUGCUAUAGCCAUCGGAGUGAUCAUUCAUGCAGGAGCUCAUCUAUCAUGCGACUUUCCCCGUCUUGUACACUCGUCUGACGACAAGUUUGUGUACAUAGCUUCUGAUUUUGAUGACAAGAAGCCUAGUUACGGAGGACUUCUGACUGGCAUUGAGGGCACGACUGGAUUGUUGAUGGUGAUUUUUAUGGCCGUUGCAUUCAUACUUGCAACGCGCCUUUUCAGGAGAAAUGUGGUGAGGCUGCCAGCACCAUUUAACAAAUUGACAGGCUUCAAUGCAUUCUGGUACACCCACCACCUUCUCGGACUUGUUUACGUGUUGCUGCUCAUCCACGGAACCUUCUUAUUUUUAUCCCACAAGUGGUACCACAAAACAACAGGGAUGUAUAUUUCUGUGCCACUGUUGCUCUAUGUGGCAGAAAGGAGCCUGCGAACAUGUAGAUCAAAACAUUAUUCAGUAAAAAUAUUGAAGGUCUCGGAGCUACCAGGAAAUGUGUUUAGCUUAUUCAUGUCAAAGCCAAGUGGAUUUAAGUAUAAAAGCGGCCAAUACAUUUUUCUACAAUGCCCGGCAAUCUCUCCAUUUGAAUGGCACCCAUUUUCCAUUACUUCAGCACCAGGAGAUGACUACCUAAGUGUUCACAUCCGGACAGUGGGAGACUGGACCAAGGAAUUGAAGCGUGUUUUGACAGAGGGAAACCAUUCACCGUGUGCUAUUGGUCGAGCUACAUUCGGACAACUCACUCGUUUCAAUCAAAAAGGCCAUCCCACACUACAUGUUGAUGGUCCAUACGGAGCUCCAGCGCAGGACUACCAGAAUUAUGAUGUCUUGCUCCUCGUGGGGCUAGGAAUUGGAGCUACUCCUUUUAUAAGCAUCCUAAAAGAUCUUCUAAAUAAUACAAGAACAGCAGAAGAACAAACGGAAUCAAACACUGAAACUAGUGGAUCAGAUGCCAGUUCGAACAGUUAUUCAUCUUCCAAUAUGACACCAGGUGACAAGAAGAAAUCACAACAGAGGGCUAGAAAUGCUCAUUUGUAUUGGGUCACCAGAGAGGCUGGGUCCUUUGAAUGGUUUAAAGGGGUAAUGGACGAGGUUGCAGAGAUGGACCUUAAGGGUCAAAUCGAACUGCACAACUACCUUACAAGUGUUUACGAAGAGAGUGAUGCAAGAUCAACCUUGAUCACCAUGGUCCAAGCUCUCAACCACGCCAAACAUGGGGUUGACAUCCUUUCUGGAACCCGAGUGAGGACACACUUUGCAAGGCCAAAUUGGAGGGAAGUAUUCAGCAAGAUAGCUUCAAAACAUCCAUUCGCCACAAUAGGGGUGUUCUACUGUGGGAUGCCAGUGUUGGCGAAGGAGCUGAAGAAGUUAUCGCAAGAGAUGAGUUAUAGAACAUCCACACGCUUUGAGUUCCACAAGGAAUAUUUCUGAAACAAGAAAUCACCAUUUUGUCAACCUGAUAGUUUUGUUACUUGUAAUUAUUAAAAUGAUUCAAGAAUAUGUAAACACAGAAAUAUACACUUGUAACAUUACAGUAGCUCAGCAAGGUGUAAAUUGAAAUACUAGUUCUGAACAACAAAGAAGAGAAUUCUACCAAAUAAGAGAAUAGAUUGUGAUUUGAGACCUGA